AUGUUCAACCCUUCGGAACCCAGUUCCCUCCCACUUACUCACCAGCCCACAGUAAGAAUGCCCUUUCAUGUUUCUCCAAGCUUGACCAGAGGGUCGAGUCAGGAAUGCGAGUACAAAGAUGAGCCUAGUCAAUGCGAGACUGAUCCUCCUUUGGGCAUACUCGAGCCUUCUCCAGCUCUUGUUCGGACGAUUGGUAAGACUCGCAGUCGACAUAUCUCACAAGCCAAACGUGCCAGGUCGCCAUCAUCUGACGAAACCGACGACGGCAUUCUUAGACCUAUAACUCCUCCACCCAUAAUCAACGAUCUUGCUCGUUUUGUCAAGCGUGCAAAGUUAAGCCCAACGCUUCGCAUAAAGGAUAGCUCCAACACACAGGAUCGCCGCUUUUUUAAUAACCAGUUAUCUCACCGUGGCUCAUUGAGUGUAUCAGAUGCUCAGCGGACCAAAGAUGUGCUCUGGCGCCGUUUGAAGAACUUGUCUUCAGAAGCUGCAGCUCAAGCUGUCGUUACGAUGCAUGCUGACGUUGAAUGGAGGCGCGUGUGUUGUCUGGCAACGGCUUGGGAAAUCUAUGCGAGUGAAGAACACUUGAAGUUCCUUCACAUGGUUCUUGAAGAUCAAGGUGAAAGAUAUGCCAGUGCUGGCAGUGAGCCUUUUGGCACGUCAGUUGAAGGGCUCGUUAGCUGUAGUGAGGAGGAACUUAAAGAUUGGAUAGACUUCGGUGUCGCUGCAUACAGCCAUGAUGUAACAUCAUUCGCUGUUGGAGACACACAGUUGGAUUACCUCGAGAAUACAUCCACAGACUCAGAUGAAUCUGACGACUCUGGCAUCGCUCUCACGCACUCGGAAGAAGACCGAUCCAGGGGUGAGACAUUAAGAACUGCAGCAAUUUCAUCACCGUGUAACAGCUAA
Messenger RNA from Suillus plorans, 909 nucleotides. RefSeq lists its product as uncharacterized. Lineage: Eukaryota; Fungi; Basidiomycota; Agaricomycetes; Boletales; Suillaceae. The coding region runs from base 1 to 909 and encodes 302 amino acids. The transcript has 3 exons. The record is from RefSeq and is a predicted model, not a curated record.